AACCGUGCCGUUUUGAUUCUCGUCGUCGAGGUUCGAAACUCUUUUUUCUCAGUUGGUAGGGGAAACACAAUGAGUCGUCGUCACAAGCCGACGCCAUGAGACUUUGCAGGAGUCUCUGGAGAGCUUUGGAGAUUUAGAUGAACUCCAAUCCCUCUGCUGAUGAUGAUAAAGAUUUGGAACAAUCACACGGGAAAACACAGAUUCUUUCUCUCGAAGUCCCGCUCUUUCUCGUCAAUCAAACGACCCGAUGAGAGCAGCCUCUUGAUCUCACCACGCAGAUUCAACCCAGCCUCUUACGUCUCUCUAUUCCACACUCUCUUCCGUCUCUACUUAAGAUGCGGGAGGCUCUACGGUGCAGCGAGGACGCUCUCCGCGAUGUGCACCUUCGGGUUCGCUCCCGAUUCGCGUCUCUUGAACAGCUUACUACACCAAUUCAAUCUCAACUGUUUAGUACCUCACCGCAAGGUAUCGUUGAUUUACAACAAGAUGAUAACUUUCGGUGUUUCACCUGACGUCUUUGCUACCAAUUCGUUGAUUCAUUCGUUCUGCAAAGUGGGUCGAUUGAGAUUAGCUGUUAGUUUACUUAGAAGUAGAGUAGUCAGCGUCGAUACUGUUACUUACAACACUGUGAUUCAAGGCUUAUGCCAACACGGUUUGGCUGACGAGGCUUAUGGGCUUCUCUCUGAGAUGGUGAAGAGAGGUGUACUCCCAGAUACUGUUAGCUACAACACUCUGAUCAACGGGUUUUGUAAAGUUGGAAACUUUGCUAGAGCUAAGUCAUUAGUCGACGAGAUCGGUGAACUAAACCUCGUGACUCACACUAUACUCAUAAGCUCUUACUACAGCCUCCACGCCAUUGAAGAUGCUUACAAGGAUAUGGUUAUGAGCGGGUUUAACCCGAAUGUUGUUACUUUUAGCUCGAUUAUUAACCGGUUGUGUAAAGACGGGAAAGUGGUGGAAGCGGGGUUGCUGCUGAGGGAAAUGGAGGAGAUGGGCGUGUAUCCGAACCGUGUAACUUAUACUACUCUUGUUGAUUCGUUGUUUAAAGGGGGAUGUUGUGGGGAGGCUUUGGCUCUAUACAGUCAGAUGGUUGUGCGUGGGGUUCCUGUAGAUUUAGUUGUGUAUACUGUUUUGAUGGAUGGAUUGUUUAAGGGCGGAGAACGUAGGGAGGGUGAGAAAACGUUUGAGAUGCUUUUGGGAGAUAAUCAAGUUCCGAGUGUGGUUACUUAUACGGCUUUGGUUGAUGGUUUGUGCAAAGCGGGGGAUUUAAGCGGUGCUGAGUCUGUAAUAACGCAGAUGUUGGAGAAAAGUGUAUUUCCGAAUGUUGUGACUUACUCUAGUAUGAUAAAUGGCUAUGUGAAGAGAGGGAUGUUGGAAGAAGCUGUUACUGUGAUGAGGAAAAUGGAAGAUCAUAACAUUGUGCCGAACUGUUUUACUUAUGGUACAGUUAUUGAUGGCUUGUUUAAGGCAGGGGAACAAGAAGUGGCUAUUGAAAUGAGCAAGGAGAUGAAAUUUAUUGGGUUGGAGGAAAACCACUACGUACUUGAUGCUCUGGUGAAUCAUUUGAAGAGAAGUGGCGGGGUUAGGGAAGUUAAGGGAUUAGUCAAAGACAUGGUUUCUAAAGGAGUGACACUGGAUCGUAUCAACUACACCUCUUUAAUUGAUGUGUUCUUCAAAGGAGGAGAGGAAGAAGCUGCUCUCGCUUGGGCUGAAGAAAUGCAAGAGAAAGGGAUGCCGUGGGAUGUUGUUUCUUACAACGUCUUGAUCAACGGGCUGUUAAAGGUUGGCAGAGUCGGAGCAGACUGGGCCUACAAAGGAAUGAGAGACAAAGGUAUAGAACCAGAUGUCGCUACAUUUAACAUAAUGAUGAGUUCACUACGAAAGCAAGGGAAUCUCGAAGGCGUCCUCAACCUCUGGGAUAAGAUGAAAAGCCAUGGAGUUAAACCGAGUCUGAUGAGUUGCAACAUUGUUAUUGAAACGCUAUGUGAACAGGGUGAGAUGGAGUUAGCAAUUGACAUAUUACAUCAAAUGAUGGUUAUGGAGAUUCAUCCUAACAUCACAAUAUACCGAAUUUUUCUCGAGGCAUCUUCAAAGCAUAAAAGAGCAGACGUGAUAUUCAAAACGCACGAAAAACUCCUGAGCUGUGGAGUUAACCUCAGCAAGCAAGUCUACAAUACUCUUAUUGCAACUCUGUGCAAGCUAGGUAUGACUAAAAAGGCAGCUAUGGUGAUGGAGGAUAUGAAAGAGAGAGGCUUUGUUCCUGAUACCGUGACGUUCAACGCCCUUAUGCAAGGGUACUUUGUUGGCAGUCAUAUAGGAAAAGCUCUUUCCACAUAUUACGUUAUGUUGGAAGCAGGAACAUCCCCCAAUAUAGCAACCUAUAACACUAUAAUAAGAGGUCUCUCUGACGCUGGGCUAAUCAAAGAGGUUGAAAAAUGGCUGAGUGAGAUGAAGAGCAGAGGCAUGCGUCCUGACGAUUUUACAUACAACGCUUUAAUCUCUGGUCAAGCUAAGAUGGGGAAUAAGAAAGAAAGCAUGACGCUAUACUGUGAGAUGAUCGCCAACGGGCUGGUGCCUAGAACCAGCACUUAUAAUGUGCUAAUCAGCGAGUUUGUUAGAGUUGGGAAGAUGCCUCAGGCGAGAGAGCUAAUGAAGGAGAUGGGUAAGAGAAGAGUGAGCCCCAACACUUCGACUUAUUGCACUAUGAUAUCUGGUUUGUGCAAGCUUUGCACUCAUCCAGAGGUUGAGUGGAAUAGAAAAGCAAUGUACUUGGCAGAGGCAAAGGGGUUGUUAAAAGAGAUGAUUGAAGAAAAGGGAUAUAUUCCGUGUGAUCAAACUGUUUACUGGAUAAGCGCGGCUUUCUCUAAGCCAGGGAUGAAGGUUGACGCUGAGAGGUUCUUAAAGGAGUGUUACAAGAGAAAGAAUGCUCGUUCCUCAGAUUCGUGAAAUAGAUAUGCAGAUUUGGCUCCAAACAGGACAUCUACUGUGAUUUCACAACUGGGGUUGGUACAGUGCUUCUUCAGAUAUGUUUCGGUUAAAUCAAACUGCACGAGCCAUAGCUAUUUCCAGAGAACAUCCUUUGAAUUUCAUUGUAGCAAACCUGCAUGGCGGCUGCUGAAUAGGCAAGACUAUUGAUCAAGCUGGUUUCUGGAUGGAACUAGUGAGUUGUAAAGCGGCAUUGAAGAAGAAAUCUAUGUUUCUUAAUGGAUUUUGCCUCAAUGCAGCUUACUCUGGCCAAACAGGAUGACUAAGUUCAUGUUUGGUCUUUUAAUGGAAGCCAUACCAAAGCUUGGAGCUUGGGAUUUUCUCAGGAGAAGGAUGGAAGCAAGCUUCUGGAAUGGUAUGAAACUAAGGUUAUGGAGUCAGUGAACACAAGACUGUUCUCAAUCCUACUCCUUGCUUGGGAAAUCUACACUACACUAUUGUUUCUUUUUGCUCAGAAAGUCAUCAAUAAACCAUAGCUAUAUGAAUUAUCACAAUAAUUGAUAUCUCAGAUGAAUAAUUAUUUUCAUUUGUUUAACAGUGUUGUCAGAAUCAGAGAUUUUUUUCUUCUGAA
This is a messenger RNA of Brassica napus (rape), 3556 nucleotides long. RefSeq names its product pentatricopeptide repeat-containing protein At5g14770, mitochondrial. NCBI's taxonomy places the organism in Eukaryota, Viridiplantae, Streptophyta, Magnoliopsida, Brassicales, Brassicaceae. The coding region runs from base 160 to 2946 and encodes 928 amino acids. The record is from RefSeq and is a predicted model, not a curated record. The transcript has 2 exons. Gene Ontology annotation, molecular function: protein binding.